Molecule: messenger RNA, 2302 nt
Organism: Verruconis gallopava
Lineage: Eukaryota; Fungi; Ascomycota; Dothideomycetes; Venturiales; Sympoventuriaceae
Product: protoheme IX farnesyltransferase
Exons: 1
Coding region: 15-1526 (503 amino acids)
Biological process (GO): heme biosynthetic process
Cellular component (GO): mitochondrion; mitochondrial membrane
Molecular function (GO): protoheme IX farnesyltransferase activity
Source: RefSeq, a predicted model, not a curated record
GCCAUUGACGGACAAUGCUCCAUCCGGGUAUUCUCUCAAGGAGAAUAAUUUCUCCUGGAGUUGAAACCAUCUGCUCAAGAUGUCUGUCGAGGCUUUCAAGGCUUCCGUUACAUGGUAGUCGAGGUCUCGCCACCUCGACCAGACACCGGCAAGACUCGAGUCUCGCAGCUCGCGGGUACCUCUUUAGGGAUUAUUUUUCGGCAAAUGGAAUAGAAAAAGAGCUUCCACGGGGCUCGAGAUCUCGAUACGGUGGUCGAACUACGCGGGAGCAAUCAACGGCUUCCCUACAAGCGUCUGAUUCUCGGACGGAGAGCACUGAAGGCUCUGAGGCAACAUCGAAAUCAGACACACCAAUUGCGCUGAACUCUCAACGCGAGGAACUUCCACAUCGGAAACGGAGGCGGCGUCAUGAUCACGAUCAGUCGGGCGAGCCGGCUAUUCCACUAGAUGCCUCCAAUCGAUUGACCACCUUAUCUUCGAACAUGCCAGCCAAUUCCUUCCGAAGACUAUUCACAACCUAUCUCUCACUAUCGAAACCGAGACUUAGUUUUCUUAUUGUUCUUACGACCACUGCGGCGUACAGCGUGUAUCCAGUGCCCACUCUUCUCGAGACUGCAACCACAGCCGCGCCUUCGCUGAGCACCCUAACACUCGCAUUCCUCACUACCGGCACAUUUCUUACGUGCGCAUCUGCUAACACGCUCAACAUGAUGGCCGAGCCAGAGCACGACGCGAAAAUGAGUCGCACCCGUAAUCGGCCGCUGGUUCGAAAGCUCAUCACGCAGCGCGGUGCGCUUCUAUUUGCUAUCGCAACAGGAAUCACUGGCACCGUCGCACUCUGGUUUGGCGUCAAUCCCACAACCGCGACCCUAGCAGCAGCAAACAUCUUUCUAUACGCAGGUGUGUACACGCCAAUGAAGCGGAUAAGCGUGGCGAAUACAUGGGUGGGAGCAGUGGUUGGAGCCAUACCUCCUUUGAUGGGCUGGACAGCUGCAGCGGGCCAGACAGCAACGGGACCGGGCGAUUGGCGUGAGCUUCUGCUUGGCGAGAGGAGUGCAGGCGGUUGGCUUAUGGCUGCUUUGCUCUUUUGCUGGCAGUUCCCUCAUUUUAACGCGCUUAGCUGGGGCAUAAGAGAAGAAUACAAGAACGCGGGAUAUCGGAUGCUGGCUUGGACGAACCCCGCCCGCAACGCGCGGGUUGCGUUGCGUUAUAGCGUGCUCAUGCUGCCCGUCUGCUUGGGGCUUGCUUACGCCGGGGUUGUUGAGAAGGCGUUCAUUCCAAUCAGCACCGCUAUCAACGGCUGGGUUAUUUACGAAGCAGUACGCUUUUGGAAGCACGAGGGUAAGAAGGGAACGGCCAGAGCGUUGUUUUGGGCAAGCGUCUGGCAUCUGCCUCUAAUACUUGUAUCUAGUAUGAUUUUGAAAAAGGGCCUCUUGGAGCGAUCUUGGUCUGCUUUGACUGGAAAAAGCAUUGACGAGGAGGAAUGGGAGGAGCUUAACAUUAUUUCAGACGAUGAAGAACCAUGAGGGCUGAAGGUGAAUAGGUAUUUGUAUCUCAAUCGCCGCUCAAAGAACCCAACAUAGGUGCACCUGCGCUUGCCAGCGGGUAUGUACGACCGUAUCAAGAUGGUCACCAAAGUAAUAUUCCCCGAGGCAAUCAUAUUUUGGAAACUCUACCGCGUUGAUUUUUCCUAUUCGAGAAGAUUAUGUAGCUACCCGCUUUCUAGGUCACGUUUUCAAUCAUCGAAUCAGAUACUUUGCAUGAUUACUAGCGAAAAGAAUGUAUCUCAGUCCCAGAAGGAUCCUUUUUGACCAAGAAUACUUCCAAUACGAUACACAUCACCAGGGGACUUUGGUCAAAGUUGCCGUGUGAGAAUUGUUCCACGUUGAGCGGACUGGAUCAUCGGCGUUUGGUCGCUGGACUUGCCAUCGCCAAUGAUGGCGGAGCGUGUUGAAAUCGGGUAGCUCCGUCUCGCCGCUUGCAGGUUAUGCGUUAGACAAAGAUUGCGACAGCCACACGCGGAGAAGCGGCAAGCAAAUGAGCAUCUAGAAGUCCGCAAAGGAUAUCAAGGGGCCAAAACGAUACGAAUGGAUGACGCGUACCGAGGCGAUUGACGGCACCGAGCUUCUCGUCGUGAAGAUGUUGACAUUGCCCGAAUCUACAUACAUCCGGAGGACUUCUUGGACGCAAAGAACCGGACUUUGUGAGUAGCUUUUGUGCGAGAUUUGAGAGACAAGGCGCUGCCUGGACCGGACGCAGCUUUAUGAAUGUGAUUUGAGACAAUGAUGUACGAAAGUGGGCG